Molecule: messenger RNA, 903 nt
Organism: Alternaria postmessia
Lineage: Eukaryota; Fungi; Ascomycota; Dothideomycetes; Pleosporales; Pleosporaceae
Exons: 1
Coding region: 1-903 (300 amino acids)
Source: RefSeq, a predicted model, not a curated record
AUGGCGGCCCAAGAAUAUUACCUCGGAACGCAGGCUGCGCAAGAACUGCCAGGCAGUCACCCACCACACCCAUAUUCAUCUCAGCCACAGAAGCCGCCACAAUAUCAACAACCACCUGCGCAACAUUACCCGCAACCAAACGUUCAUAAUCCUGCGUAUGCGAAUACGCCUCCUCCGUCCUAUUCAGCAUACUCUCAGCAACCGCAGCAACAACCACAUGGUUAUCCACCUCAACAACAAUACCAGCCUUACCCUGAGAAGAACGCUCAAGCCAUGACAGCGCCAUACCCACAAACACCACCGGCAGGCUACUUCCCUCAUCAGCAGCCGAUGCCACAACCACAGCAAGCACCCCCUCAAAACAACGGUUACUUAGGCGCUCCCCUCCAACACCACAGAAGCCACUCGCAACCUGCACGUGUGCGCUUCGCAGACCAAGACUCAGAUCGCAGCACAAGUCUAGGCUCCAUGUCCGAUUCCGACGAGUAUUCGCCGCCCCGCCACAGCAACAGCAGACACCAUGGUCGACACCGCAGCCACUCAACCCGCGACUACGAUUCCGACCGCGACCGCAGCGACCGCGAUCGCGACCACCGUAGACACAAGCCUAGGAAAACCCACUCAUAUGACAAAGCACAUGAAGAGAAGCAUAAGAACAGAGAUACCUUCCUCGGCGCAGGUGCAGGCACCAUCAUCGGGGACGCGAUUUUCCCUGGGUUGGGCACUGCAGCGGGGCUAUUACUAGGUGGAUACGGUGGUCGGAAGUACGCUGACACGAGGAGCAAGAGUGACUAUGACGGAACAAGUAAGGAAAGGAGGAGCCAUGGAGGUAGUAGGAGGUUGGGGGAUGACGGAUGGGAUGAGAAGACCAGGACGUAUCGCAAGGGUGCUGCAGUGCGAUGA